Molecule: messenger RNA, 1848 nt
Organism: Rhodofomes roseus
Lineage: Eukaryota; Fungi; Basidiomycota; Agaricomycetes; Polyporales; Fomitopsidaceae
Exons: 11
Coding region: 65-1735 (556 amino acids)
Biological process (GO): regulation of transcription by RNA polymerase II
Cellular component (GO): nucleus
Molecular function (GO): DNA-binding transcription factor activity, RNA polymerase II-specific
Source: RefSeq, a predicted model, not a curated record
CUUGCCUGUGUCUACGACCCCUGCCCUGAUAUCCCUUGCAACCAAGCGCAUUCUUAUUCCGAAAAUGAGCUCCUCAUCCACUCCGCGCCAGCAGCGGAUCCAGUUCAUUCUGGGAUUGACAGACAAUCAAGAGUCGCGCGUUACGCGCGGUCAGUUGCCGGACCUAGCCCUGGUCAGAGAGGACAUCGCGAGAGUGCCCGGUCUCGAAGAGAGCGUGUCAAUGACACCCGCGGACGACGUCAUUUUCCUGCAAAAUUCGCGGACUGGGGAGAUUGUACGCGACCCGAUUCCGCGAUCGCUCGUGUUCAACGCCGAGCUACACAAGCUUUUCAAAUACAGCUUCCUCAUCCACCUUGAUGACGUUCCCAACGACAUCCUCGAAUCAGUUGUCUGGGCGUUAGAGCAAUUUGUCGACGUUCUGACUGAAUGCACGGACGCGCAGCUCGUCGCAUUCGGGCAUAUAGUCCGAGCAGAGGACAGUUCGUCCAACAGCAAUGGCGGGCGGGCUGUCACACAAAGCCGGUUGACAAACAAUGGGAGACUGUUUAUGCGUCUACAAGCGAAAGCCAAACUCACGAUGCUUCUACUGAAACCGGAACUCAACCGACCCGGGGACGCCGCCAAAUUUAUCCAAGAGAUCAUCGAAUAUGUUUGCUCGAAUAAUUCGGGCGGUCAAAUCCUCAGGACACAGCGCGAUCUCUUGUUAGUCUUCGCAGAAGCUCUGGCACGCGGCGGCGAGGAUGAUGUGACGGCAGAGACACUGCUCGAGCGGCUCGCCGACUCGCCUGCGUCCAAUGCCGACGGGUUGCUCGGACUUGUGAAAGCAAAGAUCUUCUUGUCUCGCGUUCAACGACGACGCGGAAAGCCGGGUGCCGCGAAGAAACAGGAGAAGUGGCUCGUCAAGUGGUUCAAGAAGAACCCGCACCUCUUGCCUGAGACGAUCCUUCGGGAGCUCCUAAUGCCUGUUGACGAGCCCGUCAGCCCGAUCCUGGAGGCCCUCGGCGGACCCUCUUGGCUGGAAGGCCGUGAGCACACAGACAAAACCGACCACCGCCUCGUUAUGCAAUGUAGGCAGUGCUUCUCUCGGGAACCGAUGGUGAAGCUCUUCGUAUGCUCAAAGUGCAAGAAGAUCUACUAUUGCUCUCGAGAGUGCCAGAAGAAGGACUGGCCGUUGCACAAAGAUGCUUGCAAAGAUAUCGCGGACCUGAACAAGAAAAUCGAGCUCCUCUCCCUGACGAACUCAUCCGCCGCCCAACGAGAGAAAGACUGGAACGCCUGGCGAGACGCUGUCGACCAAUGGCCGUACGUCAACGCGCUGCGGCUGCACGAGAACCCCGACCGCGCGCGCACGCACCUCAUCGUCGAGCAGUCCGUGUACGCACCCAACGCGGGGCCGCUCGCGAAGGACAAGUUCAAGAUCGUCAAGUGCGCCGUAGUCCGCAUGGCGGACGCGUACUCCGAGAUCGAGCGUACCCUGCAGCUUAACCGCGGCGAGGGCCGCGAGUACUGUGAGGGCCUGCUGCGGGACCAGCCUCAGGUCGGGAUUCCCUUGGUCUCCUUCGUCAUCCUGCGGUUCGGUGAAGGUGUCACUGCGUGGCUCGAUCGUGACACGAUUAUGGCCCUGCGAUUCGAACAGACACCGUACAACCGGAACUGGAGAGAGGAAAUUAACAAGGAGAGCCCCCCGACGACACUAGUGCUGGGCAAGGACAUCAAGGAUGCGGAGUUCGAUUGAGUUCAGCCCAGACUCUUCACAGCGCAAAAUCGCCUCGCUGGUGCUUCGACUCAACAGUCGCCUGGCUUUCUGAACUGCAUUGUACAAAGGGGUUUCCGUACGGUAAGCCGCUC